GGGGUCGGCGGGCUCUCCUGGAGUCUCUGAGACAAUGUUGGUGGCUCUUUCCGACAGCCUAGGAUGGUUGGCGAGAUCGGCGCGUGCGCCGCAGGGAAUUUUGGACCGUCUGAUCUGGAUCGGCCAAGCGGGCGUCAAGAUUGCGAUGAUGGAGAGCACAUUCUUGUCGCCAGAGCUUCACAGCAUGCUCGAAUUUCGUUCGAGGGGCGAGCGGAUCGCCACCGUCAAUUGCUGGGCUGCUGUGCUGCAGAACGCUGCAUGGUUAGGAAUCAAGCUUGUCGAGGGUGCGCUUGGUCUYGUCUGGGAACUGGAAAACAAUGGUCAAGGCGGAGAAGAGAAGCGCCCGCACCUGACCGCCAUGCUGAACAAGUGCAUUGUGAUGGCAGUAAGGGUGCAGAGGACAGCUCACCACAUGCGAACACACUUGAAAGCAACGACAGCCGACUUGGCGGAGGUUCUGAGAGUAUUUGGCGAGGGGCUGUUUGUCCUUGCGCAGAAAGAAAGGGAUAUGCAACAGGUGGAGGAGGAGGAGGAGGAGGAAAGGAGGCAACAAAGGGGGAGUCGGUUGGAUUUCCGAAAGCGCCAAGAGGAAGAACCCCCAGGACGACACGAAAGAAGAGUAGACCUAACUGAAAGACAAGCAGCGGGCAUGAAACAGCAAGUGGAAGAGGAAAGACAUCGAAGAGGGAGUGGGACCGAGUUCCGGAAGCGCCGACAAGGAGAAAUGACAGAAGGAAGGCAAAGCACAGGUCAAACGGCAAGGAAACAAGUGGGAAAAGAAUGGAUGGAGGGGAAGGAACCCAAGACUGGGCAGUGGAGAAAAGAGUGGGGGGAGAGUGAACGGGAAGGGAAGUCGAGUCUGAAGCGCAGAAGGGUUGGCAGUGGAAUGCUGGACACCAUUCCCGCAAACCUGGAGGAAGAGCCAGCAGUGAAAACAUCAGGGCGAAGCGUCCAAGAACAUGGUGUCGCGGUUUUCUGCCAGCAGCAGAAGGUCCCAGGGGCGAAGACGUCAGGAGUCGAAGAAGACGCGGCCAUUAUCAGCCGCGUGCACCGCGGUGCGAAAAUGCCUUGCCACCAGGGGUUGAGUUGUGUUGUCGCCGAAAAACACGAGUGUAAAACAGUCCGUAAAAGAGCCGUUGUAAGUACUUCCGUUUCCUUUUCUGGUCAUUUAAAUGGACCAUCUCAGCAAUGGGAUGCUGUUGGAGCUACUGCAGAUCACAUUGCAGCAUCAUCGAUAGUGUCUGCCCCUGUUUCCAUGCGUGUUAAAGAAGCUGGGCAAGAAGCUGGGCAAGAAGGACUAGCUCCGGCUGCUGCUGCUCGACGGCAGAAGUGUACAGGAGAGUUGGCAGCAGCACUGCCAAGGCUUUCACAGACCGUUUCUGUCCGUGCGGAAGAUCAGCGAGCUGGGUGGCGAGGUGCAACCGUACAAACAGCAUCGACUCCAGUAGGCUGUGUGGAUGCCAGUACAAGGAUAGGGGGACGCGGUCAGGGGUCGAGUGUUGCACAAGCCGAUAGGCCACAUUGUAAAGUCCUUGGUGCUUCAAACAAGACAGAUGGACUGGGUCAAGGGGGAUCAGGAGAUGCAAGAUCAGACCAGCAACAGGCUGCAGUGAAACAAACAGCAUCCUCUGGAAUGAGCAUUCCUCCCAUUGUGGAAGCUCCGCUUCGGAGGUUGCAUAGUUCGGCAACGAAUGGGGAGCCACUUCGGAGAUUACAUAUUUCAGCGACCAAUUUGGAGCAUGGCUCAUCGAGGGAUGUUGUGGGCGGUUUGGGAAAACGUGUUCAUGGAUCGAGUCUGCCACGAACUGCCAGCUGCUACGGACAAGCAGCUACAGCCGCACAGAGGACAGAUCAGCUGGUGAAGAGGGCGGGUGAAAGGACUGCAGCCGAGAAUGAUCGUUUGGAAWAUGCCGCAAGUUUUGCCAGAUCCAAACCGCCAGAACCCCAUGUAUCGAGGACUUAUAGUAGACCMCAAUUACGGCAAUCGGACCUGGGACGGAAGAGYGACAUUGCUGCGAACAUCUGCAGUMAGCUUCCAGUGGAAGAAGAGAAGGAGAAGGACGACGACCCCAUGGCGCGGUCGCAGUGCGUCGCCGUGAAGGCGCAUGUCAUUCCCGUCCGCAAUCAAUCCCUGUYGAGCAGUGUUGAAUUCAUCGAACAAAGAACGUGGAAACGRACCGCUGAARWAUGGAAASAAGGAAAGAAGGAUCGUAAGGCAUGGYGUGAGCAGGCAGAGGUUGGGAAGACAAAAACAGCAGGGGUGGUUGAUGCAAUGCGCUUUCGGAAUCAAGACAAGAAGGGAGGGACAGAGAGCAACAAAGGCGGAGCAAUUGGCGAUGCCGAAGCAAAAUACAAGACCGCUCUUGGGGGGCGGUAUGCCCCGCAUACUGGGGGCRAAAAUGCGCCGAYCAAUGUCAGUGCCUCAUCUCAGAUUCAAGGAAACAAAGAUCGAGCAGAGUUAUCGGAGGUGAGACUCGAUUGGAGAAGGAAAAAUUGUUGCAAUCAAGAAGAAGAUGACAGUGAUCAGGAUGCGGGACGGGGCGAGAGGAAGAAGGAGAGCACGGAGCAAUUGACUGGAAGGAGAGGGAGUACAUGUAUCACAGAAGAGAGAAGUGGUUGCCUAGAGGCAAAAGAGCCACCUUAUCAAGAUGGCGAUACCGAUGCUGAAAACCAGGGACCUGUAGUAUUGGAUGGGAGGGGACUGGGUUACCGGAAUAAGCAAAUGAGCAGUGCCCGUACCUCGGCGAAGCAGCAGAAACAAGCAGUUUCAUCGGAGACUCAACUGUGGACUAACGUGGUGAUGCAGUCCAAUUCGUGCUCUCGGACUGGGAAGAAAGAGGUGGUCAGUGGAGUUGAACAUGUGAAUAUUGGCUGGGCCAGAGGCAACCAUCAUGACUGGUGUUGGACCGAGCAGGGUGGGGGCAUGACACAUAAGGGCAGGAAAAGCAGCACGCUCAGGAGAACGGGGGCUGAAAAUGGGUUGCGGCCCCGUUCGGAUCACAAGAAGACGAGGAAGCCUGGACAGACAGACGGCAGGAUGACGUCUCGAGAGGAAAUUGCAACAAAUCAGCAUGUGAUUGCAGAGAGGGACCCGUCUGCACAAGCAGUGCCCGCGAGCGGCAAUCCCUUCGUCAAGGCUGCAAUUAAGGAACAGAUAAAGAACGGGGAGUACGAUGGGGAUGACUAUUCUGACCUAGCCAAUUUCGUAGUCUGCAAGCCUGGCCGGGACUACGACGAGUUCCUUAGUAAUUACUCUCCUAUCCUUCCGAUUCGGCCGCGAAAAGCACUUGGCAGCGCAAAUUAUCAUGCUGAAGAUAACGGGUCCGGCGAAAAUGAGGAUGAGGCUUAUGAAGUCGAAGGCGGGUCAGAGGACUGUGAAUCUAGUGAGGCUUACGAAGUGGAAGAUGAGUCGACAGAUUGGAAAUCUUGCGGAGAUGGGGGCAAAGUGUACAAAGUUGAAGAUGAGAAUCAUGAAGAGGAAGAUUCAGAAAUAGGCGGUUGCUCAGAGAACGAUAACUUGAACGAGUACAGUGAUGACGAGGAGGAGGAAGAAGAAAAUGAAGCGGCAGGAGUCCCAAGCUGUCGUAAAGAUUCGGGGAGUAGGAUAGUAGACAUGCACAAGAAAGGCGGCGAAAAGGCAGAAGACACAGAAGAUGGGGACCAGUUGGACAGCGGAGAGGUGGAAGAGGUGGAAGAGGUGGAAGAGGUGGAAGAGGCGGAAGAGGCGGAAGAGGAAGAAAGUGACGAGGAUGUAGAACCAGUUGAGGAAGAGGUGGAGCAAGACGACGAUGUGGAGGAGGAGGAGGAGGAAGAGGAGGAAGAGGAGGAGGAGGAGGAGGAGGAGGAGGAGGAGGAGGUAUUGGAAGAGGAAGAGGAGGAAGUGGAGGCGAAGACGAGGGCCACAAAGAAGAAAGCUAGUAGAGAGGGAAGAGAGGGAGUGGAGGUGGAAAAGACCGCCUUCAUGACAAAGGCUUUGCAAAAGCUUGUAAAGGAGAAAAUGGCGGCGGAAAUGAAGGCUUUGGGAAAGAAUGAUGAUUUGAAAAGGCAAGGGGAGAAGGUGGAGGGGGUGACCAGAGGCCAGGAUAAACGUGUGGAGAGGCAGACAAGGGCUCCAAGCAAGAAAUCUAUACRGAGGGAAACGGAGCAAUCAGAGGUGAAAAUGAAAGGCUUGCCAGCAAAAGCUUCAGAAAUAAAGAAGGAGACAUCAGCGGUGAGCAGAGGACGCCACGAGGAUGCCGAGGGGAAAUCAAGCACUCUGACGAAGAAAGAUAAAUCUAAAGAAAAGGAGAGAGUGGAGGUAAAAAUGGGGGCCUUGACGAAGAAAGCUGUGGAAAUAAAGGAAGAGGAGGAAACGGAAGCUUCAGAGAAGAACGCAGUGACGAGAACAAGGGCCACCGCAAAGAUGAAACUGCCAAAAGAAAAGGAGAGAUUGGGAGUUAAAAUGAAGGAGGUGGAAAUGAAGGCCUUAAGAAAGAAAGCUGUGAAGAAGGAAGAGGAGGAAGCGGAAGCGGAAGCGGAAGCGGAAGCGGAAGCGGAAACGGAAACGGAAAUGAAAAUAAAGAAUUUGGAGAAGAAUGUUAAGAGACGAAAGGCGGAGGUGGUGUUGACAACGGAGAGGAAGACGAGAGCUGCAAAGAAGAAAGCUGCAGAGGAAGAACAGGAGAGAGAGAAAACGACUGCAUUUAUAAGGAAAGGUUCAAGAAAGGAAAAGGAGGCAGAAAUAAGGUCAGGUACAAGGGAUUUGGAAGACGAAGUUAUGGGAAUGGGAGAGGAGGUGAAAGGGGAGGCAAAGACUCUGAGAAAGAAAAAGGGGAAAGAGGAGAAAGUGGGGGUCAAGGUUCCGAAGAGGGGGAAAAAGGAGAAAGAAAAGAAAGUGGAGGUGAAGCAGCACCAACAACCCUUACGAUUACAAACUGAUGAUGAUGAUGAUGAUGAUGAUGAUGAUGAUAAUGAUGAUGGUGAUACCGGUAAUGAUGAUGAUGAUGAUGAUGAUGAUGAUGAUGAUGAUGAUGAUGACGAUGAUGAUGAAGAUGAUGAUGAUGAUGAUGAUGAUGAUGAUGAUGAUGAUGAUGAUGAUUUUGAUGACGCACAGUACCUCACAAGCUGCACGGGAGAAGGUGCACUGCUUGACAGACACGAGUACGGAUGUAGCUAUGACGGAUGGGUAGACACAGAGAAGGGACCGGUGGGCAAUGGAAAGGACGAGGGGAACAAGAAGAAGAAGAUGUUGACGCUGAUGACCGAUGGUGAUGGCGAUGAUGAUGAUGAUGAUGAUGAUGAUGAUGAUGAUGAUGACGAUGCUGCUGCUGCUGCUGCUGAUGAUGAUGAUGAUGAUGAUGAUGAUGAUGAUGAUGGUGAUGAUGAUGAUGAUGGUUUAAUCGUCGUGUGCGGGUUGGUGGGGUCGUUGAGUGCCUUGUUGUACUUGGGCAUUCUGCUCGCCAAUCUUGUGAUUGCAUUAUUUGCGCUGGUGGCAAUUGAGAGUGGGAUCCAGCAGCUUGGCAGGGCUUAUGUGGGAUUCCUAUCCUGUAUGCUGCUCCUGGCUGUGAUCUGGUUGAUGGCCUUCUCAUCAGAGAUCAGUGUUAUUUGGCCCACUGUCUGCUGCCCAGGAGCUUUGUCGAUACAAUGUGAGGACAGCGUGGAAGAAGUGGAGUGUGGAGUGUGGAGUGUCAUUGGAUGUACCGGGCUGAUCUUGACGAUGGUCCUCUGCUCCCGUCCAGCUUGCAAGGGCGAGGGUUCGGCAGGUCCUCCAGGGGUUCUGCAUGGUUCAAAAGCUGUUCCAGAAAGGGAAAACAGGUACACAGAUGUGCGCGGAGAACACUCGUUUUCGGACGUCGACGAAGUUUGCACGUGGCUGGUGCGACUGACGUCAGAUAGGAACCCUGCCAAAGGUGGGCGGUUGCACUCUUCGGAUGCAGCAGCUUUGGCGGCAUUACUGCGAAGGUAUCACUGUGAUGAAUAUGACAAAAUUUGGCAGGUGGUCGAAGAGUCGAGUGUGUCGUCCUUGGGCACCAACCAUGUGCUUCUCCGAGAUACGCUUGAUGACCCCGGACGGAUAGGGGGGUCGGCGGGCUCUCCUGGAGUCUCUGAGACAAUGUUGGUGGCUCUUUCCGACAGCCUAGGAUGGUUGGCGAGAUCGGCGCGUGCGCCGCAGGGAAUUUUGGACCGUCUGAUCUGGAUCGGCCAAGCGGGCGUCAAGAUUGCGAUGAUGGAGAGCACAUUCUUGUCGCCAGAGCUUCACAGCAUGCUCGAAUYUCGUUCGAGGGGCGAGCGGAUCGCCACCGUCAAUUGCUGGGCUGCUGUGCUGCAGAACGCUGCAUGGUUAGGAAUCAAGCUUGUCGAGGGUGCGCUUGGUCUYGUCUGGGAACUGGAAAACAAUGGUCAAGGCGGAGAAGAGAAGCGCCCGCACCUGACCGCCAUGCUGAACAAGUGCAUUGUGAUGGCAGUAAGGGUGCAGAGGACAGCUCACCACAUGCGAACACACUUGAAAGCAACGACAGCCGACUUGGCGGAGGUUCUGAGAGUAUUUGGCGAGGGGCUGUCUGUCCUUGCGCAGAAAGAAAGGGAUAUGCAACAGGAGGAGGAGGAGGAGGAGGAGGAGGAAAGGAGGCAACAAAGGGGGAGUGGAUUGGAUUUCCGAAAGCGCCAAGAGGAAGAACCCGCAGGACGACACGAAAGAAGAGCAGACCUAACUGAAAGACAAGCAGCGGCCAUGAAACAGCAAGUGGAAGAGGAAAGACAUCGAAGAGGGAGUGGGACCGAGUUCCGGAAGCGCCGACAAGGAGAAAUGACAGAAGGAAGGCAAAGCACAGGUCAAACUGCAAGGAAACAAGUGGGAAAAGAAUGGAUGGAGGGGGAGGAACCCAAGACUGGGCAGUGGAGAAAAGAGUGGGGGGAGAGUGAAAGGGAAGGGAAGUCGAGUCUGAAGCGCAGAAGGGUUGGCAGUGGAAUGCUGGACACCAUUCCCGCAAACCUGGAGGAAGAGCCAGCAGUGAAAACAUCAGGGCGAAGCGUCCAAGAACAUGGUGUCGUGUUUUUCUGCCAGCAGCAGAAGGUCCCAGGGGCGAAGGCGGCAGGAGUCGAAGAAGACGCGGCCAUUAUCAGCCGAUUGCACCGCGGUGCAAAAAUGCCUUGCCACCAGGGGUUGAGUUGUGUUGUCGCCGAAAAACGCGAGUGUAAAACAGUCCGUAAAAGAGCMGUUGUAAGUACUUCCGUUUCCUUUUCUGGKCAUUUAAAUGGACCAUCUCAGCAAUGGGAUGCUGUUGGAGCUACUGCAGAUCACAUUGCAGCAUCAUCGAUAGUGUCUGCCCCUGUUUCCAUGCGUGUUAAAGAAGCUGGGCAAGAAGCUGGGCAAGAAGCUGGGCAAGAAGGACUAGCUCCGGCUGCUGCUGCUCGACGGCAGAAGUGUACAGGAGAGCUGGCAGCAGCACUGCCAAGGCUUUCACAGACCGUUUCUGUCCGUGCGGAAGAUCCGCGAGCUGGGUGGCGAGGUGCAACCGUACAAACAGCAUCGACUCCAGUAGGCUGUGUGGAUGCCAGUACAAGCAUACGGGGACGUGGUCAGGGGUCGAGUGUUGCACAAGCCGAUAGGCGACAAUGUAAAGUCCUUGGUGCUUCAAACAAGACAGAUGGACUGGGUCAAGGGGGAUCAGGAGAUGCAAGAUCAGACCAGCAACAGGCUGCAGUGAAACAAACAGCAUCCUCUGGAAUGAGCAUUCCUCCCAUUGUGGAAGCUCCGCUUCGGAGGUUGCAUAGUUCGGCAACGAAUGGGGAGCCACUUCRGAGAUUACAUAKUUCRGCRACCAAUUUGGAGCAUGGCUCAUCGAGKGAUGUUGUGGGCGGUUUGGKAAAACSUGUUCAUGGAUCGAGUCUGCCACGAACUGCCAGCUGCUACGGACAAGCAGCKACAGCCGCACAGAGGACAGGUAUGACYGCAUCUGUCUGUGCAGAAGCACGUGGACAGGAGUCGCGUGCUGCGACAGCUGAUUGGCAGCAGGGUUCAGCAGACCUAAAAUUACAAACACGCAUGGAGCAACRUGGGUGGGGGUGGAAUGCUGCACAAGGCAAUUUGCCUURCGUUGGUGGCGUCCAUACCCAUAUGAAAGAACCCGAUGAUCGCGUCCGCGCUUGGCGAUGUGAGGCAGAACUGAGGAACGCCAAUGACCGCUGCUUCGGAUCCCGAGGCGGUGCUGGUACCUCAUCAAAUGUGUUUGGCAGUGGAGGGGACGAUCAKAGAGCUGUCCUUGGRAGUCGUGAGAAGCCAGUGGCAAUCUGCAGCAUAAGCCCAUCACACGAUGAGCACUGGAAGCCAAGAAACUCCACAGAGGCCAGAAAUGCUGUAGAUCAGCUGGUGAAGAGGGCGGGUGAAAGGACUGCAGCCGAGAAUGAUCGUUUGGAAWAUGCCGCAAGUUUUGCCAGAUCCAAACCGCCAGAACCCCAUGUAUCGAGGACUUAUAGUAGACCMCAAUUACGGCAAUCGGACCUGGGACGGAAGAGYGACAUUGCUGCGAACAUCUGCAGUMAGCUUCCAGUGGAAGAAGAGAAGGAGAAGGACGACGACCCCAUGGCGCGGUCGCAGUGCGUCGCCGUGAAGGCGCAUGUCAUUCCCGUCCGCAAUCAAUCCCUGUYGAGCAGUGUUGAAUUCAUCGAACAAAGAACGUGGAAACGRACCGCUGAARWAUGGAAASAAGGAAAGAAGGAUCGUAAGGCAUGGYGUGAGCAGGCAGAGGUUGGGAAGACAAAAACAGCAGGGGUGGUUGAUGCAAUGCGCUUUCGGAAUCAAGACAAGAAGGGAGGGACAGAGAGCAACAAAGGCGGAGCAAUUGGCGAUGCCGAAGCAAAAUACAAGACCGCUCUUGGGGGGCGGUAUGCCCCGCAUACUGGGGGCRAAAAUGCGCCGAYCAAUGUCAGUGCCUCAUCUCAGAUUCAAGGAAACAAAGAUCGAGCAGAGUUAUCGGAGGUGAGACUCGAUUGGAGAAGGAAAAAUUGUUGCAAUCAAGAAGAAGAUGACAGUGAUCAGGAUGCGGGACGGGGCGAGAGGAAGAAGGAGAGCACGGAGCAAUUGACUGGAAGGAGAGGGAGUACAUGUAUCACAGAAGAGAGAAGUGGUUGCCUAGAGGCAAAAGAGCCACCUUAUCAAGAUGGCGAUACCGAUGCUGAAAACCAGGGACCUGUAGUAUUGGAUGGGAGGGGACUGGGUUACCGGAAUAAGCAAAUGAGCAGUGCCCGUACCUCGGCGAAGCAGCAGAAACAAGCAGUUUCAUCGGAGACUCAACUGUGGACUAACGUGGUGAUGCAGUCCAAUUCGUGCUCUCGGACUGGGAAGAAAGAGGUGGUCAGUGGAGUUGAACAUGUGAAUAUUGGCUGGGCCAGAGGCAACCAUCAUGACUGGUGUAAAUCGCAUGGAAGUCGUGAUUGUAGUAUGUUGUGCGCCUCGGAGGGAACAGGCGUAACACAGCUUUUGAAAGGAGAAGAUAGGUCACAAGUGGACAUGUGCAGACAAGCAGUGACAGCAGGUUGGACCGAGCAGGGUGGGGGCAUGACACAUAAGGAGAGAGAAAGCAGGACGUUCAGGAGAACGGGGGCUGAAAAUGGGUUGCGGCCCCGUUCGGAUCACAAGAAGACGAGGAAGCCUGGACUGACAGACGGCAGGAUGACGUCUCGAGAGGAAAUUGCAAGAAAUCAGCAUGUGAUUGCAGAGAGGGACCCGUCUGGACAAGCAGUGCCCGCGAGCGGCAAUCCCUUCGUCAAGGCUGCAAUUAAGGAACAGAUAAAGAACGGGGAGUACGAUGGGGAUGACUAUUCUGACCUAGCCGAUUUCGUAGUCUGCAAGCCUGGCCGGGACUACGACGAGUUCCUUAGUAAUUACACUCCUAUCCUUCCGAUUCGGCCGCGAAAAACACUUGGCAGCGCAAAUUAUCAUGCUGAAGAUAACGAGUCCGGCGAAAAUGAGGAUGAGGCUUAUGAAGUCGAAGGCGGGUCAGCGGACUGCCAAUCUAGUGAGGCUUACGAAGUGGAAGAUGAGUCGACAGAUUGGGAAUCUUGCGGAGAUGGGGGCAAAGUGUACAAAGUUGAAGAUGAGAAUCAUGAAGAGGAAGAUUCAGAAAUAGGCGGUUGGUCAGAGAACGAUAACUUGAACGAGUACAGUGAUGACGAGGAGGAGGAAGAAGAAAAUGAAGCGGCAGGAGUCCCAAGCUGUCGUAAAGAUUCGGGGAGUAGGAUAGCAGACAUGCACAAGAAAGAUGGGGACCAGUUGGACAGCGGAGAGGUGGAAGAGGUGGAAGAGGCGGAAGAGGAAGAAAGUGAUGAGGAUAGGGAUGGCUCGGGAUGGGGAGUGCACCCGAGGCCAGUUGCCCUCUGCUAUUUUCAUCUAAUUCUCUGCUAUGUUGAUCCGGUCAACAAGCCAGUUUAUUUCCCCCGUCGAUAUGUGGAGGAAAACGACCGCCGAUCGAAAAAGAUUGUGAAGAGCAGCAAGAUCAAUUUAAAGGAGAUAGUGAGCGGUCUGGAUCCGACUAAGUUCCUCUCUGCCGGUGACUGGGUGAAAAAGGUCCUGACCAUGACCGAGGACGAGGUCAUAAGCUUGGCCGGCCUGGACUCCGCCAUCUUCCUCCGCGUGUUCACCUUCGGCCUCAAGCUUUUCAUUCCAAUUUGUGUCUUUGGCAUCUUCGUCCUUAUUCCCGUAAAUGUCACCGACAAAUCGUAUCGUGCUGUUGACCUGAAAUAUCUUGACACGUUGAGCAUGGCCAAUGUGUCUAAGCGCUCUGACAGGUUAGUUGCGCAUAUGUUCUUCGCCUGGAUCUUCUCUCUGUGGACCUAUUACAGGUUAUAUAAGGAGUACAGCGAGGUAACUGAGCUGCGGUUCAAAGCCAUAGCCAGCUCCAAACGUGCCCCGGACCAGUUCACAGUCCUGGUGAGACAGGUACCGGAGAGCCCCAGCGAAAACGUCAGCGUUCACGUCGAACACUUCUUCCGUGUCAAUCAUCCCAACACGUAUUUGUCGCACAAUGUGGUGUACGCCACAAGGAACCUGGACAGCAUGGUCGCGAAUCGACAAAAACUUACAGACGACUUGUCGUUUGCCGAGCUGAGGUACGAGAAGAAACCGACGCGUCGUCCCACUCGCAAGAUCGGCUUCCUCUGCUGGGGCAAACGGGUCGACACCAUAGACUGGUGCCGAGAGGAACUGAAGAAGCUGAACGGCGAGAUUGCCGAGGAGCUGAAGCACAUCACGACCAACGAGAGCUUCAUCAUGCCGGCCGCCUUCGUGUCUUUCAGAUCCCGAUAUGGUGCUGCCAUAGCUGCUCAGACUCAGCAGUCCAAGAACCCUCUUGUCUGGUUGACCGAGUGGGCCCCCGAGCCUCGAGAUGUCUACUGGCCCAAUCUCUCCAUCGACUACAUGCAGCUCACCGGCCGCAUUUGGGUCAUGAGGGUCCUCCUCUUUGGCCUUGUCUUUUUCUACCUUAUCCCCAUCGGUUUCGUCCAAUCAUUAGCCAAUCUUGAAAGCUUGAACGAGAAGGUUCCCUUCUUCCGACAUAUCACCAACCUCCCUGUGGUUAACCAGGUCUUGACGGACUUUCUCCCAGGUUUGGCGUUGAAAAUCUUUCUUGCCAUCCUGCCCUCCCUGUUGAUGGCCAUGUCGACGUUCCAGGGGUACGUGUCGAACAGCGGAAUCCAGAGAUCGGCAGCGGAGAUGUACUAUUACUUUAUGAUUGUCAAUGUGUUCUUUGGGUCCAUAUUCGCGGGGUCAGCCCUGAACCUUGUCAACAGGUUCAAGGAUCUAGUGGCGAACCCAGGGGAUAUCCCAAUGACUUUCGGGCGGGAAAUCCCAUCAAGGGCCCCCUUCUUUAUCACCUAUAUCAUGAUUGAAGGAUGGGCCGGGUUCCCGUCCGAAGCCCUUCGUGUCUCCACCCUUGUCGUCUUUCACAUCAAGGCCUUGUUGCUGUUCAAGUCAGAAAAGGACAAACUUGAUGCCACCAAACUAGACGCUGUGGACUACCAUGUUGAGAUCCCCCGGCUUAUGCUCUUCUUCUUGCUUGGACUGGUCUACAGCAUCACCUCCCCGUUGCUCAUCCCCUUCUUGCUGACCUAUUUCGCUCUAGGGUACGUCGUCUUCAAGAACCAGAUUAUCAAUGUCUAUGAGUCCGCUUAUGAAAGUCACGGUUCUCUCUGGCCGUACGUGCAUGGUCGCGUCGUCACCGCUCUUGUCGUCAUGCAAAUUAUGCUCAUUGGUGUCUUCAUGCUGAAGGAGAAGUUCAAACUCGUUCCUUUGCUCAUUCCUCUCCCCAUACUGACCGUCUUCUUCACAACGUACUGCACGAAACGCUUCUAUCCGGCAUUCCAAAAGUACUCUAUGCAAGAGGCCAUGAGCAAAGAUACCGUAGAUUCGGUCCGCAACCGGGGACAGGAUGUGAGGAGUUUCCUUACGGAUGCAUACCUGCAUCCCAUGCUGCGGGCGGCCAAGGAAGACUUCGAGGAUAUAGACGUGGAGGACGAGGAGAGUAGUAGAAUGCAGCGCCAGCCGGGUUCCCCGGAAUUAGUAGCUUGUAAGUAUUAUCCCAAGGGGACCUUCACCCCCAGGACGGGGAGCAAAGCCGGCGACACAGACACGCGCAGCGACCAUGGCAAAAACAGCGGAAGCCUCAGAACUGGGAAGUUUAGUGCAAAUGGUGGUGGUCCUGCUGCUGCAAGUGGACUAAUGACUCCAAAAGGGAGUGGAAUUGGAGGUGUAGGUCCGGAUGGGAUUAAGGCCCCGAGGGUGGGUGGUUUGACAGGGGCAGGUGGGGCAACCGUCAGUCCCCGUAGUGCAGCUUGGAGCCCCGUGAUCGGUAAUCGGGGUGCGGUUGGCCCAGGUCCCGAGGGGCCCUAUUUGAAUAACAACUACCGCACGUAGUGCUCGAACCUGACACUGAUUUGAUUUGUUGAUCCUUUCGGGCGUGGACGGACAAACAGGGGCAUGGAGUUUCUGCACAAUUUGUGCAGCACAUGCCGGCUCAUCUCUCCACGCUCGAGAAACAUGCUAGCAGGCCACCCACCUUAUGCACCUAAUGCCUGCCUGCCUGCCUGCCUUCCUCUCUUCACUGAACUGAUCAUGCUCUUGGCUGGUGGAUUAAGCUUGUGUAGUGGGUGGUUGUGAUCAAUGCUAGAAACUAAUACCCCACAACACUGGAAAGUAACCUCUGACACUACAAAUGAAAUGCACUGGACUUG
This is a messenger RNA of Chara braunii, 13203 nucleotides long. Lineage: Eukaryota; Viridiplantae; Streptophyta; Charophyceae; Charales; Characeae. The record is from the annotation of a GenBank genome assembly.